Eublepharis macularius is the source of this 1035-nucleotide messenger RNA. It is a transcript of the gene VSX1, whose product is annotated as visual system homeobox 1. The record is from RefSeq and is a predicted model, not a curated record. Gene Ontology annotation, biological process: regulation of DNA-templated transcription. The transcript has 5 exons. Lineage: Eukaryota; Metazoa; Chordata; Lepidosauria; Squamata; Eublepharidae. The coding region runs from base 1 to 1035 and encodes 344 amino acids. Gene Ontology annotation, cellular component: nucleus. Gene Ontology annotation, molecular function: DNA-binding transcription factor activity, RNA polymerase II-specific; transcription cis-regulatory region binding.
AUGACGGGCCGCGAGGAGGGGGCCGAGGGCGGCGCGGGCAGGGGCAAGCUGGCGGCGGCGGCAGCGCCCAGCGCGGAGAAGGCGGCGGCCCGGCCGGCCAGCGGCAGCCUGCGCUCCAAGGGCUUCGCCAUCACCGACCUGCUGGGCUUGGAGGCGGAGCUGCAGCCGCCCGGGCCGGCCGCCUCGUCGGGCGGCGAGGGCGGCGGGCCGGCCGGCCUGGGCGGGGGCGCCCUGCCGCUGGGCUUGGGCUUCCUCUGCGGCUUCGCCCCGCAGCAGCCCGCCGGGCCGCAUUGCCUGCUGCCGGCUCACCUGCCCUUCCUGCAGCCGCGGCCCGAGCCCUGUGGCCCGGGAGCCGAGAAGCGCCGCGAGAGCCUCUCCGAUGAAGAUAGCUUGUCGGGGGACAAGAGUGACCUGAAGACUUCUGGCUCCCAGAUCAAGAGAAAGAAACGACGGCACAGGACAGUAUUUACUGCCCACCAAUUGGAGGAACUGGAAAAGGCUUUCAAUGAAGCUCAUUACCCUGAUGUGUAUGCCAGGGAAAUGUUAGCAAUGAAAACUGAGCUCCCUGAGGACAGAAUUCAGGUCUGGUUUCAAAACCGAAGAGCCAAGUGGCGGAAGCGUGAGAAGUGCUGGGGUCGCAGCAGUGUCAUGGCAGAAUAUGGCCUUUAUGGUGCUAUGGUGAGACACUCUAUCCCACUACCUGAAUCCAUCAUCAAUUCUGCCAAAAGUGGGUUAGUGGGCUCCUGUGCUCCUUGGCUGCUUGGGAUGCAUAAAAAAUCAAUGGAUGUUUCAAGAAAGCCUGAGACUGAGGAAAAGGGGAAUGGUGGCUGGAAAUAUGAAUAUCCUGAAGAGGAAUUCAAAUAUAAGCAGACAGAGCAGGAGAGAAACUCCAAUGACAAAUUCCACUCAAUGGACAAUUCUGAAGAUACUGCAAUUGACCUCUCAAGUACAGCAAAGCAUGAGAAAAAGAGCAGCACUUUGAGACAGUGUCUCAAGGGAGGGCCACAGCCCAAAGUGAAGGACAGUGAGCACUAA